This is a messenger RNA of Laccaria bicolor S238N-H82, 1002 nucleotides long. RefSeq lists its product as uncharacterized. The record is from RefSeq and is a predicted model, not a curated record. The transcript is spliced from 12 exons. The coding region runs from base 1 to 1002 and encodes 333 amino acids. NCBI's taxonomy places the organism in Eukaryota, Fungi, Basidiomycota, Agaricomycetes, Agaricales, Hydnangiaceae.
AUGGAAGCAAGGGUUUUGUACUCCCCCUUUGAUGAUGCAGUCAUCACCGUUGGAUGUAGGGUGACCGCAUUGGAUGCUUUCAGGACAUCUAAGCCUAGAAGCGGUGCCAAUUCGUUAGAAUCGACCGCAAUGAAGUCAGCCAAAGGCUUUGGCACUUGUACAACAUGUGGUGUGGCCCAAGGAAAGGCUGAGAACACAGGGGUGAACCAGUUUUGCAUUUCCAGUAUUAGUAACGUGUUGGAAAGAGGGAGUGAUAAGCGAGCGAACGGCGCCGAAUUUGAGACAGAGGGUGCUGGUGAAGCCGUUGACGUAGGCAACGAUGAACUUGGUGCGGAUGAACCACGACGGCCUUCCUUCAACUUUGCACCACACGUCCCCAACCUCUUCAACACCAUCUUGUCUGCUCGUCUGGGGGGCCAUCGUACCGCGAGAUUUGAGCCCUGGAAAAAGAAACUUCGUAGAUGGAGAGGAGGGCAACGAGAGAAACGGGGUGCUGACGAACAUACGAAAAAUACCUCUUUGAAGGCUUACAUGGCACCUAGACUUUGGCACGUCGCUGACUGCGACAUGGCACCUCGCCGCUCCCUCGUGUUCCACCUUUAUGUCUCAUUCGCCGUCAUCAUACCUCAUCAUUCACCAUUGCCAUUCGCUGUCGUCGUGCAUCGUCGUUCGCUGUCGUCGUGCAGUGUCGCAUACGUAGGACUUGGGAAGUUCCGCCUUAACGUUCGAUUCACGUCAAGUGCGACAAAGGUGGCGAGUUUUGGCUUGAAUGCAGAACUUCCCCAACCUUCAAUCUCACGUCGCACGUUCAUCUCGGCCGGUACUACAACUUCACUGGUCAUCUUAAGCAGUGCGGACGAAAGGAAAGGAAUCACGUCAAGUGCGAUGAAGGUGGCGAAUUUUGGCUUGAAUGCAGAACACGAAACACACGUCUUUACAGGAACACGUAGGACUUCACGACGCGAAUGCGUAAUCACGUUCACAUUGACGGCGAUGUUUUAG